Molecule: messenger RNA, 1351 nt
Organism: Rubroshorea leprosula
Lineage: Eukaryota; Viridiplantae; Streptophyta; Magnoliopsida; Malvales; Dipterocarpaceae
Source: the annotation of a GenBank genome assembly
AAACAUUUUGUUUUUCUUAGUUCUUUAUCCUCUAUUGUUGAACCCACUACUUUUUAUCAAGCUAUAAAGUUUCCUAAGUGGCAACAGGCUAUGCAAGCUGAGCGAACUGCUUUGGAAGACACCAACACAUGGUCUUUAGUCACUUUGCCACUAGAUAAAAAGCCUAUUGGAUGCAAAUGGAUAUUCAAAAUUAAAAGAAAAUAUGAUGGUAAUAUAGAACGAUACAAAGCUCGUCUUGUUGCCAAGGGUUUUACUCAAGUGGAAGGUGUUGAUUAUCAUGAUACAUUUGCACCAGUUGCUAAAAUAGUGACAGUGUGUGUUCUUUUAGCCAUUGUAGUUGUGAAACAGUGGCCUUUGCAUCAAUUAGAUGUCCGAAAUGCAUUUUUACAUGGUGAUUUAUAUGAAGAGGUUUACAUGACUUUACCUCCAAGGCAUCCUCAAAAGGGGGAGAAGGAUCUUGUCUACAAACUCCGUAAGUCUCUUUAUGGCUUAAAGCAAGCCUCACGCAUGUGGUUUGCUAAAUUUUCUGCUACUUUACUUGACAUGGGGUUUCAACAAUCUUAUGCAGAUUACUCACUAUUUACUUUGACCCAAGGUAUUUAUCUAUGCCAACGAAAAUACACUCUUGAUUUGCUUAAUGAUGCUAGUUUUCUGGGCACUCAAACUACUGAAACUCUUAUGGAACAGAACUUGAAACUUACCCCUUCUGAUGGUUCCUUAUUGGAAGACCCUUCACUAUAUCGGAGAUUAGUUGGUCGGUUAAUCUAUCUCACCAUUAUGCGACCGGACAUUUGUUUUGCUGUCAAUAUAUUAAGUCAGUUUAUGCAAUCUCCUCGGAAACCCCAUCUUGAUGCUGCUCAUCACUUGCUUCAUUACUUGAAGAAAACUCUUGGGCAAGGCAUUCUUCUUUCUUCUGGAAGUUCUCUUCAAUUACAAGCUUUUUGUGAUUCUGACUGGGUUAGUUGUGCAACAACUCGGCGUUCUACUAUAGGCUAUUUCAUCCUUCUUAGUGAUAGUCCCAUUUCAUGGAAGAGUAAGAAGUAGGGUACUGUGUCUCAUUCCUCAGUAGAGGCCAAGUAUCGGGCUAUGGCCAAAACCACUAGGAAGGUUGUUUGGUUGCGUGCUUUAUUCUCCACUUUUGGCAUUCAUCUCCCUCAUCCCACACCGCUCUAUUGUGACAAUCAAGCUACUCGACAUAUAGCAGAAAAUCCUAUGUUUCAUGAGUGGACCAAGCAUCUUGAAAUUGAUUGCCAUAUUGUUCGUGAGAAAUCCUUGGUUGGUGUUCUCUACCCCUUGCCGAUUUCUUCUUCCCAUCAACCUACAAGGCAUUGAGUAAAGACAGUUUUCAAUU